CAAUGAGUUGUGAUUUAUACAGCCGUGACACCCAUUUUAGUUAAGCAUUAGACUCAUAAAAACACUGAUAUUGCUCUUCAGUAAGGAGAAACAACAGCAGUAUUUAUACAUUAUUGAAUGCUGAGUUUGAGUCGGUGGGUGUUUGAUUUAUUGUUCGGGGCAACCGAAGUGUAGUAUGGUUUAGGUUUUGACCAAUCAAAGCACUUCAAUCCGAAGCCCCGCCUUUCGUGGUCAGGACAGACCAAUUUAUCGAAUGCACUUCCGCGCUCUGGCUAGACAAAAGCGGACACUUAAGGUCGUGUAUGUCAUGUCAAUUGAAAAACGACCAUAAAUUGUAGCCGUUAACAUUUUAAACAAAUAAAAUAACUUGGAGUGUAUUUAAUAUUUGCCUCUUCUUUCUCGCUGUUUGAAAUUUCAACAAGAUGAGCAGCGUCGCUACUUCCUCCUCCGGCAGCUGCAGCUCCACCUUAACAAACCGAUGUCAGCUUUCAUGCAGGCUUUUUUUGCAUUGACGUCAACCGCAUACAGCACAAAACAGAGGCUUUCUUCGUAUUUCGUAUGCUAGUGUCAGAAUGUGGACAGAUAGCCGGACGAUGGUACCAAUUUUAAACCAAUCUGACCGCGACAGCUGUUGAUUUAUCUGCCGUCACUUCGAGGAAGACAUCGUGUCCAAGGAUAACCGCAACACAACCACCGUUGCCCAGAGUGCGGCCCAGGCACGAGGCCACGACCGCCACAUCCGGCACCAUGAUGGAAGGGGGCAUGCAGCUGCUCAACCGUGAUGGCCACAGCAUCUCGCAUAAUUCGAAGCGCCACUACCACGACUCGUUCGUGUCCAUGAACAGGAUGCGACAGCGUGGUCUGCUGUGUGACAUUGUGCUUCAUGUCUCCAACAAAGAAAUCAAGGCGCACAAAGUGGUGCUGGCGUCCUGCAGCCCCUACUUCCAUGCUAUGUUUACCAACGAGAUGUCUGAGAGUCGGCAGACCCACGUGACCCUUCACGACAUCGAUCCUCAGGCUUUGGAGCAGUUGGUCCAAUACGCCUACACAGCAGAGAUUGUGGUCGGGGAAGGCAACGUGCAGACGUUGCUCCCAGCAGCAAGCCUGCUGCAGCUCAAUGGGGUGCGGGACGCCUGCUGUAAGUUCCUCCUCAGCCAGCUGGACCCUUCUAACUGCCUGGGCAUCAGAGGCUUCGCUGACACACACUCCUGCAGCGACCUGCUCAAGUCAGCACACAAGUACGUCCUGCAGCACUUUGUGGAGGUGUCCAAGACAGAGGAGUUCAUGCUGCUGCCACUGAAACAGGUCUUGGAUUUGAUCUCCAGUGACAAUCUCAAUGUGCCAUCUGAAGAAGAAGUGUACCGAGCCGUGCUGAGUUGGGUGAAACAUGAUAUAGACGGACGCAGGCAACAUGUACCUUGGCUGAUGAAGUGCGUGCGGCUGCCACUGUUGAGGCGAGACUUUCUGAUGAGCAACGUUGAUACGGAGCUGCUGGUGCGUCACCAUUCGGAGUGCAAGGACCUGCUGAUCGAGGCUCUAAAGUACCACCUGAUGCCUGAGCAGAGGGGAGUCCUGAGCAACAGCCGGACGCGCCCUCGACGCUGUGAGGGCGCCAGUCCUGUGCUCUUCGCGGUUGGUCAGUGUCCUCCUAAAGGUGGUGGCAGCCUGUUUGCCAUCCAUGGAGACUGUGAGGCGUAUGACACCAGGACAGACCGCUGGCACAUGGUGGCGUCCAUGUCCACUCGGCGGGCACGGGUGGGCGUGGCAGCCAUCGGAAACAGGCUCUAUGCUGUUGGAGGCUAUGAUGGCACCUCAGACCUUGCAACCGUGGAGUCUUAUGACCCCAUCACCAAUGCCUGGCAACCGGAGGUUUCCAUGGGAACACGACGGAGCUGUUUAGGUGUAGCUGUCCUGCAUGGCCUGCUGUAUGCUGCUGGAGGUUAUGAUGGAGCUUCCUGUCUAAAUAGUGCAGAGCGUUAUGAUCCUCUCACCAGCACGUGGACCUCAAUUGCUGCCAUGAGCACUCGCAGGAGAUACGUACGAGUUGCAACUCUGGAUGGCAGCUUGUAUGCAGUGGGAGGUUAUGACAGCUCCUCGCAUCUCGCAACAGUGGAGAAAUAUGACCCCCAGAGCAACACAUGGACAGCCAUCGCCAACAUGCUGAGUCGGCGCAGCAGUGCCGGGGUGGCCGUGCUGGACGGCAUGUUGUACGUCGCAGGAGGCAACGACGGCACCAGCUGUCUGAACUCUGUGGAGAGGUUCAACCCCAAGACCAACACCUGGGAGGGAGUGUCUCCCAUGAACAUACGCAGGAGCACUCAUGAUCUGGUGGCUAUGGAUGGCUGGUUAUAUGCAGUGGGAGGUAACGAUGGCAGCUCUAGUCUCAACUCCAUUGAAAAAUACAACCCACGCAGCAACAAAUGGGUUGCAGCCUCCUGCAUGUUCACGCGGCGGAGCAGCGUAGGCGUCGCCGUGCUGGAGCUUCUGAACUUCCCACCGCCCUCCUCGCCCACCCUCUCGGUUUCCUCCACCAGCCUUUGACACGGGGUCACCGUUUGGCUGACCUCAGCCUCUGCUGCUACGGCCCAGACUGGCUCUGGGAAGAGACGAAACUGCUCGGUUUGAGACGAGGAAGAAGAGGAAGAGCGUUGGGAGUGGACAGGUAAAUGUAUGCAGAAAGGCGGAUGUGAAUGAGGCUCCUGGCUUGGCACAGUGGGCUUCGGAAUUAGUGGCACUCUGGUGAGAUUUAGCUAGCCACAUUUUAAAAAAUACACAACAUAAAUGAUGAAUCUCAAUCUAAAACAAACUCGCAAGUUUUUAAAAAUGAAAUCUGAAUUAGACAAGUAACUCCUCUCCUCUUUUUCUUUGCACCAACAACAAGCCAGAUACUUGAAAUACACGAUUGUUGGAGAAAUAUUGAUGAAUACCAAGAAAUUGAGGUGAUACGGACAAAGACGGACCUCUGAAGCCUGAUUGAUUUUUCAUAAAAGACAAAAAAUACAUAAUAUCGCUAACAUCUUUUAAAAAAUUAUCUAAUGUUCUUAUUAUCCAAUCUGGCUGCUAUUGACCAUGGUACCAUUAAUUCUGGACUUCACUAUAUCUGGUCUGGAUGCCUAAACUCCACUGUACAGAUACCAGCUGCCACUCUCUUCAAGAUAUUCCUGGAAAAAGAUGCGUGAACACUGAGCAGUCUUUCCUCAAACCACACUUUUUUUUCCACCACUCCAGUGUUUGACACACUUAUCGUGAAACAUGGUGGGCCUUUAAAUUCUAUCAUGUGUGAUGUAAAUGUUUUUGGUUUGAUGUUGUCUUCUGCAAGGUUUUUCUUUGAUGUCAGGAGUUUUCUUUUUUUGCAAUAAUGCACAAAAAAAGAGAAAGAGAAUGAUUUUACUUUUGGAAUGUAGCUUUUUAGUGGUUGUACCAUGCAUGUUUACGUAUUGGCGCUGAUUCCCAAAAAGAUAGGAAAAAAAAUGUCGUAGUGCUGCUAUGCCACACUAGGUGGCAGUAACAGGCAAUGCUAAACACCCUUCUCAUACUGCAAGAAAGCAUGGACACCAACAACAUAGAAAAGCUAGGCCCUCAGAACUGUAAAUGAGUUUGAAUCCUUUUUUUAUAUAUAUAUAUAAAAACAGAGCGUUAUGUUGAACUAUAUGUAUUUAUAAAAAAAAUGUAUAAAUUCUAAUAUAUUCUGUUUUAAAGAUGCUUAGAGAAGGACACAGAUCAGACCUAUGCCUAUUUAAGAGUGUUUUUAAUAUAUUUAUUUAGAUGUGAUGUGCAUAUCGUCAGUGGAAAUGACAAAGAGAAUGUCUCGGUGUGAGAGCGGUAGCUGUUGAAUUUGUGUGCAUUCAGAGUUUCUCCUGGUUAAGAUGACUGACUGUUGCAUUUUGACGUGCAGCAUUUCAUUUGCAUUUCUUAAUGUUUCUUCACUGCCACAAGCAUGAUCUCACACGACACUGUACCUUACGUCCGCUACAUUUAUGAAAACGGCUUUAUUUUCCUGCAAACCUGUUGAGCAGUUAAGGAAAGGAUGCUCUAUUAUCUUUAAUUCUACUUCUCAGUCAAAUAAAGACACGGCGGCGGAUGUAAUCCUUCUGACACGUGAUCGCUUACAUUUACAUUAAAGCAGCAAUUACUAGUUUACCUUGAAUAUAUCAACACAUGACACUAAUGAGUAAUGUUGCUGACACUUGGUGCUGUCAUUGUCCCCAACACAUGUCAUUUUGUUACCUCAUUGUUGAAACUGAUCCAACUCCGUUUCAAUUAAGUUAAAAUAGAAGCAACUCCAGGUAACCACAAACAUACUGGCUUUAGAACCUGUGGUGAGUGAAUUGGGAAAGUUUCCAGUCAACCUGCUAUGUCUAAAAUAAAUAUAUUGCUUUGACUUUUUUUUUUUUUUUU
This is a messenger RNA of Amphiprion ocellaris (clown anemonefish), 4398 nucleotides long. It is a transcript of the gene klhl17, whose product is annotated as kelch-like family member 17. Gene Ontology annotation, molecular function: protein binding. Bases 748 to 2541 code for a protein of 597 amino acids. The transcript has 12 exons. Lineage: Eukaryota; Metazoa; Chordata; Actinopteri; Pomacentridae. The record is from RefSeq and is a predicted model, not a curated record.